Molecule: messenger RNA, 1448 nt
Organism: Moneuplotes crassus
Lineage: Eukaryota; Ciliophora; Spirotrichea; Euplotida; Euplotidae
Source: the annotation of a GenBank genome assembly
UGGACAAUCACAGGGAUCACAUCUCUUACGUUUUGUAUAUCAAUGAUACUUUCUCAUUAUGUACUCAGGAAGAAGUUGUUCCAUGAUAUAGAGCUUAAGUCAAGAUUUAACGCACACAUUUUUGGGAUAACUUUUGGAUUUUGAGUUCUCUUCUUCCAGCUUUUCUUACUCGAAAUUAUGGAAAUAGACACAAUGAGCACCAGAAGUGUAUUCUGGAAGUUCUGCCUUUAUUCUUUGGAUAUAAUACUCUUCUACUUGCUCCCAUUUGCAUAUCUAAAGGGAAAGCUGGAGAAUACCCAAAACACCACAUUGUUUUGAACUCAGAAUAUUUUCCUUGGGUUUUUCCUCUCUUUCCUUGCUGUACUUUUUAUCUUUGUUCAGAUUCAUAAUUAUUGGUAUUAUGAUAGCUCCAAAGAAAAUACAGACGGAUUCUUGUUCUCAGUUGUUGCUCUAGCAGUAUCAGUCCCAAUGCAGACAAAGCUAUUGGUUUAUACAGGAGUGAUUCUUACAGCCAUGCUUCAAGGCUUUGCUGGCAUUAAUCUAUUCUUCCAGCAUAUAUUUGACCCUCUAUUUGGCAUUGAGCUACUGGAUGAAGAACUAGAUUUCAGUGUGACAAGAGCACCCAGAGAGAAGAGAGUUCAAAACUUGAAAUCCAUCCUAGAUAUGAUUGUUAAGGAGAAAACUAAGUUACAAAAAUUAAGGAAAAAGCAAAGCUCUCAGACCCAAGAAAGCUCAGGCUUCUUAGGGGGCUUCUUUAGAAAUCCAUUUUCUUCGAAAGAAGGUGAACUACGAGAUAAAAUCGACGUCUGACAAGCCGAGAUUAAGACAAUGGAAAAAGUGCAAGAAGAAUGCUAUCAAAAUAUGCUCUAAUUUCCCAUCAAAUUGAACAAAAGAGAAAAUUUAUGACCACACCGAUCGGAAGAGUAUUGUCAAUAUUCGGAAAAAUAAUUGCAUUUUUCUGUAUUUUAAAAAUCCUUGGAACUCUCCGAUCAAUAUUUGCUUCUUCAAAUAUCAACACAGAUGGAGGUAUCAAUAGGAAUGUAAAAUCUGCUCUGAGCUAUCUCCCUUUUGCAUUCAGAGAUGAUAUUUACAAUGAUCUAAUAGUUCAGUACAUAUCUUUCGUAUUCGUAGGAUCAUUGAUCUACCUUAAUGUAAACUCAUUGUUCAACAAUCUACUAGCAAGUCUGAAGAACAUCUUGAUGAGGGAGACAAAGAUCAAAUUAUCCUCUAACACUACAAUGAUUGUCUUCUGUUUCUUUAUGGGAAUAUAUUUUAUGUCUAAUGUGCUUCUCAUGAGUAUGAACCUGCAUCAGCGCUACAGAAGCUCUAUAGACGAUAUUUUAGAAAAGCAGCUGAACUACGCGCUCAUAAAGUGGGCAUUCGACCAUGUUUUUAUUGGUGCAAGUAUAGGAUCUAUCUGCAUCUUAUCUUUUAACAGAUACGUAUAA